ACAGUUGUCAUUUGCGCGGGAAAUGUACUACCAUUAUAUCCAUUUUUCUGUUACUAGAAAUUUUCAAAAAUCUAACUUCUCCAAACAGUUCAGAAUUUUGUGCACUUCUAACGUUACCUUUAAGGUUGGCACCACUGUAUUCGUAUAAUUUCAAAUAUUCUAUUGUUCGAUUCUGCAGCGUACGCAAAGCUUCUUUCGAUUUAAACAAAGAACGGUCGAAGAAAGUUUUUACCAAAUUUAAAUAUAUUAUUUUAAAUAUGGUUCGAACAAAAGCAGAUCGUAUACCUACAAAAGCUAUGGGAGCUAAAGCACCUCAUAAAAUUGCGAGUACAUCAGGAACAAAAAAAUCGAAUAGAGGAAAAAGUUAUUCUGGUGGAAAUCCUUAUCAUCCAAGAGAAACUCCAGAAUGGCAAAAACCAAUUACAAAUUUUAUGAAUCAAAACGUAACUAAAGAAAAUGAUGUUUCAUCCUCAUCCAAAAAUACUGAGAAUGAGGAAAAUAAUACAAAUGAUACUUCCAUUAAGAUUGAUAAUGAUGAAAAUUAA
Messenger RNA from Vespula pensylvanica (western yellowjacket), 545 nucleotides. Its product is annotated as PCNA-associated factor-like. Gene Ontology annotation, biological process: translesion synthesis; regulation of cell cycle. The transcript is spliced from 4 exons. The coding region runs from base 258 to 545 and encodes 95 amino acids. NCBI's taxonomy places the organism in Eukaryota, Metazoa, Arthropoda, Insecta, Hymenoptera, Vespidae. Gene Ontology annotation, cellular component: nucleus. Gene Ontology annotation, molecular function: chromatin binding. The record is from RefSeq and is a predicted model, not a curated record.